AUGUUUGACUCUGUACAAUACUUGACCGGAGCGACCGUUCGCGACAGUCGCGUCGAUGAUUUCCUAGCGUUGCUCAACGGUAAACAGAUGAACGAACUCAGAGAUCGACUCGACAAGCGACUCUCAGUAGACAACUCUUCUGACUUCGUUCGCAUAGAAGAUAUUCCUUGUGAGAUGCCAGCCGUGUCGUCCAAGAAGGUAUCGGUUGUACCAUCGGCCGCAGCGCACGCUAUGGUGUUCCAAUCGUCAUCGUCUUCUGCACCAGCCGAUGGACCGCCCACCAAGAGAGCGAAGCGGACAUACGAUGAGUUCCAGGGGUUGAAGCACACGCCGAGUAUCUUCGGCGGCGACGCGAAGCCAGUUACGCAGGAGCCAAAGAAGGCUGCCAACGAGUUGCGCCAACCGUUUGUUCAACCAUCUUCUAAGGCCGGCGAUGACGACCUGACGUUGUUGCUUGUUUCAUCUCAGGCCAACUCAGGCGAUGAAGGUGCCUCGCCUUCCCAGGGUGGCUCUCAGUGGGGGUCAGGUUCGUCGCAGACCCUCCCGUCAUCUCCACCUCCAUCGAGAAUGUCUACACGCAACACGCCAUCAGCUGCGGACACUUCUUCGCAGUCGUCCACUUCGUCGUCUGCACCUGCUGCUCAGCCAGCCCGCGGCCUGCAGGCUUCCAGGUAUGCUUCCUCACCCGCGCCAUCAGUUGCAUCAUCGCUCCCUCCUUCCUCUUCCCCGUCCCACCAGCAAACUAUUUCUACCAACAACGCUCUAGGCGCGACUACAGCUCCGAUCGAUCCACCUCAGAAGCAGUAUCAGCCUAUCACCAGGCUACAGUUCCGCUCCUUGAAGGGGAAGAUAUCCUGUGGUGAACACAAAGGAGCCAAAUUCAAGGAAAAGAUGCACCAGCUCUGCGCUACACGAGACGACUAUCUGAACUUCCUGUAUUAUUUUGGUACGAUACAAAUUGGCCAUGGAAGGUGUGAUUAUGAAGUUGUCAACACCGUCGCCGACUACGAAGCUGAUUCUGUAGCCAAUGGGGGUAUCGGACUCGGAAGAGACGGCGCUAGGAUCUUUCCCCCCGAAUCGUUCGUCCUCUGCUAUGGCGACCUGUACAGGAAGCUUCCGAUGCAUAAGCUGCCCGCGAAUUACAUUCGACACCAGAUCUCAACACUCAAGGGAUACCCGCGUCCAUGGUUCAAAGAGGCUUCCGAUAUCUGGGCGGCUCAGAAUGAAUCCCCUCCUGUCCAGCAGCAGCCUCAGGCGUACAGCAACUUCCAAAAGUCUUUCAGCGGUCGUCCCAGGAAGAAUCGUGGUUGGAACCCAAAGCAUUGCCAACCGCUGACUUACCAGCCGAGACACGGCGGACCGAGCAGCUCGAACCCCUCGUUCGGCGCGAGUUCCUCCCUUGCGAACAGCCGUCAUAACUUUUCCGAGGAUUGGCGCACCGUACGCGGUGCAACCGAGGAGCUUACAGACGCGAAUCCAGACCGUCGCCAGUUUUUGCUGGAGGCUGGCCAGCCCAGGCUACCCAGAGCUUAUACCGUAAGCAAAAGGGUGUCAAGCUCUACUCCCGCGACGGCAGAGUGCAUGGAUCUGACCAUGUGA
This is a messenger RNA of Alternaria rosae, 1599 nucleotides long. RefSeq lists its product as uncharacterized. NCBI's taxonomy places the organism in Eukaryota, Fungi, Ascomycota, Dothideomycetes, Pleosporales, Pleosporaceae. The coding region runs from base 1 to 1599 and encodes 532 amino acids. The transcript has a single exon. The record is from RefSeq and is a predicted model, not a curated record.